Alternaria arborescens is the source of this 366-nucleotide messenger RNA. RefSeq lists its product as hypothetical. Lineage: Eukaryota; Fungi; Ascomycota; Dothideomycetes; Pleosporales; Pleosporaceae. Bases 1 to 366 code for a protein of 121 amino acids. The transcript has 2 exons. The record is from RefSeq and is a predicted model, not a curated record.
AUGUUCAUUUUAGCUAUCUACCUCGGCUUCAUAGGUGCUGCAGGUUGUCUGCCGCAGCCUACAGUGCCGCCUGCAGUCGCUACUUGUUACACUUUACCCAUCGACUUUGCGGUAAACCUCCAGUCCUCGAUCUAUCGCCCAUGUUUCUGCAUCCGAGAUCACAACGCGCUUGUUACUUCCUUAGGCAAAGACGAGCCAUGUCUGCUUGUACGCUCGGCGGAGGCGGAAGCCGCAGGUCUAGAUCCAAGGCAGUACAGUCAAUGGUUCUGGGAAACGACAGAAGGAUACCGUUACUCGUAUGCAGAAUGCUGGAGGGACGACAUCUCGGUGUGUCAGAUGGUUCUUGGUAGUCAAGAGCGAAUGUAG